Enhydra lutris kenyoni (northern sea otter) is the source of this 936-nucleotide messenger RNA. Its product is annotated as olfactory receptor 51A7. Gene Ontology annotation, molecular function: G protein-coupled receptor activity; olfactory receptor activity. Gene Ontology annotation, biological process: G protein-coupled receptor signaling pathway. Gene Ontology annotation, cellular component: membrane. NCBI's taxonomy places the organism in Eukaryota, Metazoa, Chordata, Mammalia, Carnivora, Mustelidae. The record is from RefSeq and is a predicted model, not a curated record.
AUGUCUGCUCUCAAUAAUUCUGAGGUCCAGCUUUUUCUUCUGAUUGGAAUCCCAGGAUUGGAACAUGCCCACAUCUGGAUCUCCAUUCCUAUUUGCCUCAUGUACCUGGUUGCCAUCAUGGGCAACAGCACCAUCCUCCUUAUCAUUAAGACAGACCCUUCACUUCAUGAGCCCAUGUAUUAUUUCCUUGCCCUGUUGGCCAUCUCUGACCUGGGCCUGUCCUUCUCCUCCCUUCCUACCAUGUUGAGAAUCUUCUUGUUCAAUUCCAGGGUUUCACCCAAUGCCUGCUUUGCUCAAGAAUUCUUCAUCCAUGGAUUCACUGUCAUGGAAUCCUCAGUGCUUCUAGUUAUGUCUUUGGAUCGCUUUCUUGCCAUUCAUAAUCCCCUGAGAUACAGUUCUCUCCUCACUAGCUGCAGAGUUGCUAAAAUGGGAUUGACUAUAGCCAUCAGGAGCAUUCUUUUAGUGCUUCCAUUCCCAUUCACUCUCAGGAGAUUAAAAUAUUGUCAGAAGAAUCUCCUUUCUCACUCAUACUGUCUGAAUCAGGAUACCAUGAAGCUGGCCUGCUCUGACAACAAGAUCAAUGUUAUCUAUGGCUUCUUUGUUGCUCUCUGUACUAUGCUGGACUUGGCAUUAAUUUUUCUGUCAUAUAUGCUGAUCCUGAAGACAGUACUCAGCAUUGCCUCUCUGGCAGAUAGACUCAGAGCCCUCAAUACCUGUGUCUCCCACAUGUGUGCUGUGCUCACUUUCUAUGUACCCAUCAUUGCCCUGGCUGCCAUGCAUCGCUUUGCCAGGCACAAAAGCCCUCUAGUUAUAAUCCUUAUUGCAGAUAUAUUCUUGUUGUUGCCACCCCUAAUGAACCCCAUUGUGUAUUGUGCAAAAACUCAGCAAAUCCGGGAAAAGGUCUUGGGAAAGUUGUUUAACAUAUGUAGGAGAUAG